GGAUUUUCAUUGAAAGCAGUUGAAGAUGCUUUUAUAACAACUUACAGGAUAGUUCAACUAAGCGAAGGGAAAUAGAAGGGACCUCGCAAAGCUGUCACCGACGUCCAUAUAUGAUCUAGCACCGCCACUGAUUGAACAAUUGAUAGAUACGAGUUAUCAUCAUAGCAGCUCGAAAAGCGUCCACAGACGGAAAAUCAAGAGUCGAUUGAACUACUUUUUAACUCAUUUGGCUUACACAGAGUAAGGUGACGUGUCCGCCCUACAAUAACCGGAGGUUCGCAACAUCCUGAGAACUCCGCGAGCCAUGAUAUGCUCAGGACAACAAAAUGGGCAUCCUCCAUAUGCGUCAAACAAGGAGAGCAUGCAUUGUGUACGUUCAGCUAUCAGAGGGUUUUCUCCCAGACCCUUGUCAUUCUCACGCCCGGUGUAUUUCUGCUACUGGACGGAGAACUGAUAAGGGCUUGUGGGAAACUGAACCACAACGCAUUUGGAGCGAAUUAGUAAUGAUAUGGAAUUGUAUACACGGAUAUUUUCGCUGUAUGAUAAACUAGUAAAUAUGA
Messenger RNA from Acanthoscelides obtectus, 560 nucleotides. The record is from the annotation of a GenBank genome assembly. NCBI's taxonomy places the organism in Eukaryota, Metazoa, Arthropoda, Insecta, Coleoptera, Chrysomelidae.